Messenger RNA from Hydractinia symbiolongicarpus, 2877 nucleotides. RefSeq lists its product as uncharacterized. The transcript has 4 exons. The coding region runs from base 1950 to 2738 and encodes 262 amino acids. The record is from RefSeq and is a predicted model, not a curated record. NCBI's taxonomy places the organism in Eukaryota, Metazoa, Cnidaria, Hydrozoa, Anthoathecata, Hydractiniidae.
CCGAAAAUGUUUUAACCAUUUCUUAACUUUUGUGGAUUUACAGUGUGACGAAUUUUUCGUUUGUUACAACUGAUGUUAACUGUUGAGAGGAGAACGAAAAAUCUGUUUAUUCAGCAAAAUGUACAUUAACUUUCAACAUAAAAGUAAUAGUUGCAAUUUCGUUGGGUGUGGUGCAAAAAAAUUCUAGUCUUCCUUUAGCUUAUAUUUUGUUGUUGAUGAAAUAGCGCUUAAAGCUUGUAACAUGCUUUAAAAAAACAAACAGAGAAAAUAUUCCCUGUUCUUACUAUUCCACGUUGGAAUUUGACACGGUAUAUGACCGGCAAUUUGUCCUGUUAUUUGACCUGCCUAUGUAGGCUUCUAGAAAUAUAAAAAUGUUAGUAUAGGUGAAAUUUUGACUUUCUCAACUUAAACUUUCGCUGAUUAUAUGUGCAUAAACUGGCUUUGCAACAUUCGUUAUCCCAAAUCUACUAGCACUGAUUAUUUUGGAGUGACCCUCUUUAAAAAUUAUGUCAAGGUCGUCCAUACUUUUACAACCCAAAUUCAAAAACGGUGUGAAAAUGGCUUAGAAAUAUAAAUUAGUGUCCAGAACAACUCUAUUAUAACUUGUAUGGAAGUUUUACAGUUCAGGCCAUUGGGACUUUGUUGAAAGUUUCUUUUUCAGCCAAUCAAGGUCAAAUUAGGCGCGAUAAAGUCUUUUUGAAGUUAUUUAUUGCAUAUACGGCUCAUUAGUACCAGUUAAAAAAGGUAGCUAAAUACAUCUAAGGAGUAUGUAACCUGUACAAGAAAGCAACAAAUUAAACCCUGUUCUGAAAUUGAUAUGUUUACCGCAUAAAUUGCUCUUUUGUUAAUCAUCUCAAAUAUUAAUUCUUAGAAUCUGCGUUUUUAUGCGAAACAUCGCAGAAGUGUAAGAAUUGUAGUUAUAUACGGAAGUUGUUGUGGAAGAACUCAGUGUUUAGAAUUAACACACAACGGAAUGCGUGUAAGAGCCCAAAAACGUUAAAAAACUUCUAGUGUGUUUAGACCCAAUAAUUUAGCUUUGUCAAUGAAACGCCCACACGCGUAAUCCCACUUUAGACGUUUAUUCGAGUAUGACCGAUUAUUUGGAAGGGCGUUUAUUAACAUUAACCGGGUUUAAACAUGAGCGUUUUUUCGAGAAUAUUUCUUUUACUCAGAUGCGGACGUUAAAUUGAUCAUUGUGAAGUUUGUGAGCAACAGCCUAUUAGCUUUUAACAUAUUCCAAGUCUACCUUCUUUAUUAGGCUGAGUUAGCUAAUAUAGUUACUUUUCCCCAGAAGAUGUGCUAUCUCAUCAAGUCUGAUUAGGUUAGCAUGUUUGCAAAAAAGAAACGAAGUUUCUGACAAAAUGUAAAUAAUUUAUUUUGGGAACUGUUCACAAAUAAAUAGUUUCGCUUUUAAAACAUUAUUACAUUAAAACUUUAUUUUCUUAGAAUAUAUAAAUAAAUGUUUUGUACAUUAUUGUUUAAAAUAGGAAGAACAAUGAUGUUACUUAAAUUAUAAUUAUUAGAAAAUAGACACAUACACUUUUGUCGAUGACAGUAACUGCAAGAAACAAAACUUUAUCAUGUGAUGUCGAUCUUAUUGGCUUUACUUUAAUUAUGAUAAUUUAUGUCAUCUUCUCACUUAUUGACAAAAUGUGUUAUCAUUUACGCCCGAUAGAGGGCAAUUGCUUUCAGCAACAAGGUAAUUUCUCUUGCUGAAACGCUACUAAAGGAUGUAACAAAAAUUUGUUUUGGUCUCAGAUUUUCCCUCUUCUCUUGCCUUUAAAUAACCGCCCAAGGCAUAAGCCCGGACAUUCGGAAUUUGCUGCAAACUGAACAAGAGUUAAGAUUUAAAUCUUUUACUUUUUUAUUACAAUCUACAAAUAUGAAGGACGUGAAAGGUAAAAAUUUAGCAUAAGAUCAAAAAAAUGUUUCAAUAACGAGAUUAAAAUAUGUACGACUUAUACCUUGCUUUGUAUUUAGUUUACGUGUUGGCAUCGUCCAUUUGUGUCGCAAUGGCAGUGAUUACUGGAGUAACUACAUUCCUGCUUACAAAGGAAGCUUAUGAAGCACCCAAAUAUCCAACAAACACAGGAAAUGGCAUAAACUCAUUGGGCAGAAAAAGAAGAGCCGCAUCUGCUCCAUGUCUUGAAGCUCAAACUCAACUCUUCAAUUUAACCAACAGAUUGACUGGAAAUGACGUCCUAACAAAAUAUAUUGAGGACAUGGAGUGCUAUUACGGGAUAAAAGCAUCAGCAAAUAACACACAUAUGAAACACUGUGAAGGAACGUACCAAGAAGAUACGUUUUCGUUUCUUAAUGCAAGAGUAUUUGCUGGUAUUAGUGAUUGUCGAAAGAAAAAUCCAAAAGCAUUAGGGGACUACCUGCAGCUAAUUAAACAAAGUAUUCCGAGCUUAAAUCAGAUUAAAGAUUACGAAAUGGCAAAUGGAAACAAAAAAUAUCACGAUUUUAAUUCACAAAUUGCUGUUGGUCUUUUGGCCCUAACAAAAGCCAUGGAAGAAGUCAGAUUGAACAUGCUAACAAGAUGCUAUAAAAUUAAAUCCACAGCAAUUCCAAAGUUUCCGAAGAUAUUUCGCGGUUACAACGACAAUGCUUUGGUUAAAGCAAGAGGAAAGGAGCCACGUCAACAUGCAAAGCGUGCAUUUGUUGUAUACAAUCAAAUCGUAACCAUUAUGGGUACAAUGAGAUAUGACUUUUGGGAAAGACGCCAAUGCAUGUAGUAGGAUAUUUAUGUUUAAGAUGAUGACUAUAUUUAUUACAUAUAAUAAAUUAUAAAACAUAUAGGUAAUAUAUUGUACAGAUUAAAUUAUAGAAGAUAUAUUUAUAUUUUUACUUCGCUUAUACUGUAAUUUAAAGAUA